GGCGUGCGGUUAAUUUUUACAAACGCAACUCAUUAUCGCAUUAGUCGCAUUUUUGCUCACUCCUAUCACAGUAAAAAAAUCGCCCCAGGAAACUGCCUCUUUUGCCACCGAGUCAUGAAUCCAAUCCAUCAGCCCAAGCCUUCUCUUUAACUCUAAGAUGCAGGACCGGAAGUCCCUUUACAGGAAGUGCCAGUUCAGAUUCCACUUUCAAUUGCCUCAUUACUCUACUUUACUCCCUCGGUGUGAAACAUAUUCCCAGGAAAAGCAGUCCUUUUUUGUUUAGAGUUUGGCUGAAGUUGAACUUUCUGUUGAACUUGUGUCGUUAGUUCUAAACAGUUUCUAUUAUGUCUAAGAUUGCGGUAGAGUGAUAAGGAAAUAUGCAAAGUGAUAAGAGAAGUUGAGUGAAACUCAUUAUAAAAAAAAAUUAAUUUUUUUUAUAUUUGUGUGAAAAGUUUGAAAUAAACGACAAUGGCGAAGCAGACGACGAAGAAAGAUAAUAGAGAGGAAAGUCUUCUUCAUAUUCAUCCUGAAGGGACUGAGGAGGAAGUUGAUAAAGAGUGGGAGGAUUUCUCGAGACUUAUGACUAAGUUCAAGGAAAGAAGGAUUCAACCUAGACCUUCUCAAGCGUUCUACCCAUGUCCUCCAUCCAAUCAAGAUGAGGAACAGCAGUACUUCGACCCCUUCGACUAUUUUAACACUGUUGCAGAAAAAGGAUUUUUAAGAUCAUUUCACAUGCCGGCCAGCGUUUUGAACAAGGCCUACUUUGUCUGCAACGAUGACUUCGUUGUAAGUAUGUAUGGCCGCUAUACGAAGGAUCUGGGUGAAUAUGCAAAAGAAGAAGCUCGAAGACUCAGCUCACAUCAAAAAUCGAGAAGAAAAUUGGAUAAGGCGAGAGCUGAAGAUCUUAGAAAGUCAACAAGAGGUCCUUUAUGCAGGAAACUUGUGGCACUGUUGGCCUUCGCCUGGAAACACACUGGAGCAAGGCUUGGCGAAGAUUGGGUCUUUUUAGCUUUGCUUGGAGUCAUUAUGGCUCUUAUCAGUUAUGUGAUGGAUCGGGGCAUUUCUAUGUGCAAUAACGCCAGGAUAUGGCUCUUCGGAGAACUUACAAAUCAACCAGCUCUGCAGUACCUCGCCUGGGUCUCUCUACCAGUUUGUCUGACCCUCUUCAGCGCAGGAUUCGUCCACAUAGUGGCGCCUCAAAGUAUAGGAUCAGGAAUCCCAGAAAUGAAAACAAUCCUUCGAGGUGUUGCCUUGAAGGAAUACCUAACUUUCCGAACCCUCGUCGCCAAGGUCAUAGGGCUCACAGCCACCCUGGGAUCCGGACUACCCCUUGGAAAGGAAGGUCCCUUCGUCCACAUUGCCAGUAUAGUAGCAACCCUUCUUUCCAAACUUGUCACCAGUUUCCAGGGAAUCUACGAAAAUGAAAGCAGAAAUUGUGAGAUGUUGGCUGCAGCUUGUGCUGUUGGUGUGGCUUCUUGUUUUGCUGCACCCAUUGGAGGUGUCCUCUUCAGUAUCGAAGUCACAACUGUCUACUUUGCUGUCAGAAAUUACUGGAGAGGAUUCUUCACUGCUGUCUGUGGAGCCACUAUGUUUCGACUCCUGGCCAUUUGGUUCCAAAGAGAAGAGACAAUCACCGCCAUGUUUCUCACUAAUUUUACGAAUGAUUUUCCUUUUGAUCCACAAGAACUUUUUGUCUUUGCGCUGAUUGGAGUUGGAAGUGGACUUGGGGGAGCGUUUUAUGUUUGGCUGCACAGACAGUAUGUCAUCUUCAUGAGGAAGAACAAGAGCAUGAACAGUUUCCUGCAGAAAAAUCGUUUCUUAUACCCUGGAAUAGUCGCCUUGAUGGUUUCGUCAGUAUCCUUUCCUUUGGGACUUGGUCAAUUCAUGGCUGGAGAUUUAAAUACUCAUGACCAAGUUCACGGCCUGUUCACUAACUUCACAUGGACAAGGGAAAAUCUCAGUGUUGAAGAAGUGAAUGUCGUAAAACACUGGGCCACACCAUACACCGAUGUCUUCGUUGGACUUCUAAGUUUUACUUUGUUUACGUUCGUCUUUUCCAUUAUAAGUUCCACUGUACCUGUACCUUCUGGAAUUUUCAUUCCUGUUUUUAAAAUUGGGGCAGCCCUUGGUAGAUGUGUGGGAGAAGCAAUGGCAUUGUGGUUCCCAACAGGUGUCCGAUAUGGUGGUGUCAUAACUCCCAUUAUUCCAGGUGGAUAUGCUACAGUUGGUGCAGCUGCAUUUUCCGCUGCAGUGACACACACAAUUUCAGUGAGUGUUAUCAUCUUUGAGAUGACUGGACAAAUCACUCACAUUGUUCCUGUGAUGAUAGCUGUCCUAAUUAGCAAUGCCAUUGCUGCUCUUUUGCAACCUAGUAUAUAUGACAGCAUCAUCCUCAUCAAGAAGUUACCCUACUUGCCAGAUCUUUUACCUUCUAGUUCUGGUAUGUACAAUAUUUACGUAGAAGACUUUAUGGUACGAGAUGUUAAGUACAUCUGGCAUGGUAUUUCAUAUCAGAGGUUAAAAGAAAUCCUUAAAGAAAAUAGAAAACUUCGAGGAUUUCCACUAGUAGAUAAUCCUGAUUCGAUGAUCCUACUUGGGUCAAUUCAGAGACUAGAGCUAAUAAAACUGAUAGAGAAACAUAUUGGUCGAGAAAGGCGAUUACAGGUUGCCCAAAUGAUGCAAAAGGAAGCAGCAGAGAGGGUGAGAGAAGAAAUGGAAAGACAACUGAAAGAACAAGAAAGGUCGAGACGACCCUCUAGAUUUGAGGUCAUUCCAGCUCCCGAUAUUCUCAAAAUGCAGAGGCAAAGUGCAACGGAUUUGUCAAUGGCUGGAAACAAUGGAAAUAGUUCAGAUCAUCACAUAUUUCACUCUCCAGUAUUUGGUACCCAGCCAAAAAAAUCAAUUUUAAAGAAAACAAAUUCAUUCACCUUGAAAGGCUUUAGUCCACUUUCGAGUCCAGCUGUGACGCCAUACACAACAGUCACAGGAGCAGAAAGCAGGAUAAGACUUGCAUUUGAAGCCAUUUUUAGAAAAUCUGCCACACUGCAGGACGUAGAUCCAGAUCCAGAAUUAGGGUCUAGAGAAAGACGAGACAGUGAAGACAUCAAUCCUCAGCCGCAUCAUCCAAUGCUCGUUCCUAGUCCAGCUACCUCUAAAAAAGUUCAACUGCCUCGAGAGAGAGUUAUAGAUAUGUCAGCUGAAGACCAAAAAAUGUGGGAAGAGAGUGAAAUGGCACUUGAGGUGGAUUUCUCGAGAUGUCAUAUAGAUCCAGCACCUUUCCAGCUUGUUGAAAGGACAUCUCUACUCAAAGUUCACAGUCUUUUCAGUAUGGUGGGAGUUAAUCAUGCUUACGUGACAGCAAUUGGAAGACUAGUGGGGGUUGUUGCGCUCAAGGAAUUAAGAAAAGCGAUUGAAGACGCAAACUCAGGAAUCCUGCCAGUGCACAACGAAUUAAAUCUUUCAGUGUCGAAUUCAAGUCUCUUUAAGAACGAAGCAAACCCUAAUAGCAGAAAUUCAAAUUCUAUAACUUUAAAUUCAGUAGCGUCCGAAGACAUAGACAAAAUUGACAAGGUCUGAAGGAUAAAUUAAAAAAUUAACCAUCAGACAACAUUUGUGAUAGUUGCGUUACAAUAUUGUUUCGCAGCCUGUUGAAUGACAUGAGUGUGUUUCUUUUUUCGUUAUCUUCUUUUUAUAUCGUGUACGCAUGCAAAGCACAGACAAUAAUCGAUAAAAAGAAAUUUAAUUAGAUCAAACAAUAAUGAUUUUUAUCUAACUGAAGAUUUGAGAUCAUCAGAUCAAAACAUAUGUGUGCUAGCGAAGUACUUAAGUCAUCAGAAAAAUGAUCUAAUUUGAAAAACAAUUACACUAGCGUAUGUUUGACACUUAUAAAAAAAAUAUUCAUUCACUGAAAACGUUGUGAGGCAGGGAGAAAUUAUAUUUUUUUGAUGAGAUUGAAAUCUGGGUUUUGCGUUAGUGUACCUAAGAUCUUUAAAAUUUCACACACAAAUUGUUCCAGUUUCCUCCGAAUGUGAUUAUUUGGAAAAAGCUCUAUAAAAGUCUAGAAAUGUUAUUUUUCAUUAUAUGUUAAUUUAUGUAAUGAGUAUAUUUUAUUGUUGAAGUGAUAUAUGAGCAUAAAGUUGAACGUGAUAGUAGUGCUCAAAAACAGCAAUUUUGACGAAAUGAGGUAAUAUGUGCAUAUUAAAAAUUAAUUUUGACAUUAUGUUGACUGAUACGAGUGUUCGGAACAAUUUUUUGUUUCAAAUUUUAGGAAAAAUUAAUCAUUUCAAGAAAAAAAAAUUUUUAUUUAAAAGCAUUGUUUAUUCUGUUAUAAAAUUUAAUUGUUCAAAUAAACAAAGCUUGACUUUAGCGUCCGCAGAUUGAUGUGCAAAUUACUGAAAUUUAGGUAUGCUAUUAGUUUUGCGAUGAUUAUUGAUUUUUUGAAAAUUUCUGUAAAUUUUUGUAUCAAUUUCUAAGUCCGAUAUACUUGUGUGUAAUGUUUAUGGCAUGCAUGGAAAUUGCAAAAAUGUUAAAAUUUACAUUCCAUUCAAAUAAUGUGAAAAAACUUCGGUGUAUUCAUUUAAUAUGUAAAUAUCACUAGAAUGUGCGAUUGGCGUAGAAACUUUACAAUAAUUAGCGCAUCAUAUGAAUUUUCUUUUUUUCGCUCCAUCUGUAAAUAAUGUAUCA
Messenger RNA from Belonocnema kinseyi, 4683 nucleotides. It is a transcript of the gene ClC-a, whose product is annotated as chloride channel protein 2. Gene Ontology annotation, cellular component: membrane. Bases 469 to 3576 code for a protein of 1035 amino acids. The record is from RefSeq and is a predicted model, not a curated record. NCBI's taxonomy places the organism in Eukaryota, Metazoa, Arthropoda, Insecta, Hymenoptera, Cynipidae. Gene Ontology annotation, biological process: transmembrane transport; chloride transport. Gene Ontology annotation, molecular function: voltage-gated chloride channel activity. The transcript is spliced from 14 exons.